Melanotaenia boesemani (Boeseman's rainbowfish) is the source of this 3387-nucleotide messenger RNA. It is a transcript of the gene ints10, whose product is annotated as integrator complex subunit 10. The record is from RefSeq and is a predicted model, not a curated record. Gene Ontology annotation, cellular component: integrator complex. Lineage: Eukaryota; Metazoa; Chordata; Actinopteri; Atheriniformes; Melanotaeniidae. Bases 618 to 2831 code for a protein of 737 amino acids. Gene Ontology annotation, biological process: snRNA processing. The transcript is spliced from 18 exons.
UGGAGUCACGACCGACUUUAAAUAAAUGCUUUACUUUUGCCGACUCAUUUAGUUAUAUUGUACGAUAUAAAUAGUGUAAGGAUUAUGCUAGAGAAUUAUUUAUGAUGUAUUAUGGGUGCAACAUAUCAAGAUUCUACUAUUUAUUUUAUUAUUUUGGCGCGACUGGCUAACUAACUAGUGCUACACGACAGACCGUAAAGUUAAAAUCGGGGUCAUUUUUACGACUGCGACGUAAAGCCAUAGUCGUCAAGUUACGUUAGAAAGAAUCGACAAAUAAGGCUUGUGUAGCUUUGGUAAACUAACGGGGUUUUUAGUGGUUUCCCUCCCAUCUUCUCCAGUUCUGUUGUAAUAUUUAUAUACAAUAAUUAAAAUCGAGUAUUGCUGGGUGGAUAACUUGCAAAGAUGUCAACUGAAAGUCUUAUAGCUGAAUCUAGCUAGCUAACGAAAUGUGGGGGCUAACAGUAUUGUUAUAUUGUGCAGAUCAACGUCAUUGAAGGAUUAACGACUAGCCAGCAAUUCACCUGCAAUUCGGACAAUUUAGUAAACCACGUGAAUUAAACUAUAGCGUGGGUUGUGUGAGUUCCGUCCAUUUAAUUGAUCAAACUAAUUAACGUGCAAUGUCAGCUCAAAAAGACUGCGAGUUUUUGGUGAAAAGAGCCCAGGAAUUGGUCUCUGAUGAUCCAUGUGCAGCCAAAGCUUGGCUCAUAACAGCAAGAACCCUUUACCCAACAGAUUUCAACAUACAGUACGAAAUGUACAUCAUUGAACGCAACGCAGAAAAGACAGCCUCAGCAGGGAGACUUCUUUAUGACAUGUUUAUAAAUUUUCCAGAUCAGCCUAUUGUUUGGCGUGAGAUCAGUGUCAUAACAGCUGCCCUGCGCAGCGACUCUCAGGAUAAGCAUGCACAGUUUCUCAGAGGGCUUUUUGAGACACUGCCUGGUCGAGUGCAGUGUGAGAUGCUCUUGAAAGCUACAGAGCAAUGUUUCAACACUUUGGAGAAGGCAGAGAUGCUUUUGCUCCUUCUGAAGCGCUUUCCAGAGUCUGUGGUCCAGCAUGGUGUCAAUUUAGGAGAAACACUGUUGGAGGCAGAGGCGUCGGAAAAUGUGGAAACUCCUGUCAACUGCUUCAGAAAACUUUUUGUGUGUGAUGUCCUUCCUUUGGUCAUAAACAACAUGGACAUGCGCCUGCCAGCAAGCCUAAUGCAGAAAUAUAUGCUGAAAGCAGCUGAAUUCUACAUUGGUUAUGUUACCCGUGGACCAUCACCUGAAAUACAGAUGCAAGGCUCUCAAGAGGGUGGGACUCUGAAGUCGCCUGGUGUGUCUCGAGGCUCCCAGCGCUACGUGAUUGAUGGCCUAUCAGAAAAAUCCUCAUUGGUGGCGGAACCUUGGGAGAGGCUGCUUGAUAUCCUAGCUGUGGUUGGAGCACGCUGCGAGUGGCAGGGAGACAAGGGGCAGAGGAAUUAUGUGGACAUGUUGCAGAGGGUGAAGGAACUAUGUCGUUACCUGCCUGGUCUAGAAGGUGAUACCAGGUCUCGCUGCUGCAGUCAGGUGGUCAUCUGUGCUGCUCUUGUCCUCUUCCGCAGUGCCUUCCUCUAUGUCUCGGCUGUACAACCUGCGCUGUUCCAGGCGGUCAGUGCGAUGAGUUCUGGGCCGUGGAUCCUGGUAGAGGAUUUAAGUUCAGUGUACAGUGAUGUGGACAUGGAUAGAGGUCCAAUGAAACACGCACAUAAGAAACGUAAACUGGCUGAUGGGAGAGAGAAGACAAUGAGCUCAGAUGAUGAAGAGGGUCUGGGAAAAAACAGAGGUCGUCACAUUAUAGUUAAAAAGACUGAAAUGCCCGGCUGGUCAGAAACUCUUGAUAGCUUCCGCACAGCAAGAGAAAGCUGGGAUCUACUGCAUUCCCAUGAGAGCCUGGAAACUGAGUUUAAGAAGAUCUGUGCUGCAUGGAAAACGGAUAGUUGGCUGUGGUUCAGAAUAUUCCUCACCGAUAUGAUUAUAUACCAGGGACAGUAUCGUAAAGCUCUCUCCAGCCUGCAUCAGAUGGCUGCAGUUCAGCAGCCUCAGUCGGGACAGCAGAGCCCAUCAGGUCAGACCAGUCUGGAGCACCACAGGGCCCUCAUACAACAGGCAUCCUGCCACUACGCACUGGGAGAGUACCGGAUGGCCUGUGAAAAGCUGCUUGAUGUUGUUAGCGGACUGGUUCCCCCAAACCUAGAACCAGCAAAGGCUCCAGAAGAUCAGGGUAAAAUCAAAACUAAAACUAGAAAAGGUAAUGACCUCAGAUUGCUUCCUUGCACCAACAGAGCUGUGUUACCUUUCUGUCUCCAGCUGAUGCUUGCUUGCUUCAAGCUUCGAGCCUUUGCAGACAAUCGUGACGACCUGUCCCUCGGUCAUGUGGUGGUGCUCCUGCAGCACGACUGGCCACAAGGUGAAAUGCUGUUUCUAAAAGCAGUGGAUAAAAUCUGCCAGCAAGGCAGUUUCCAGUACGAGAACUUCUUCAACUAUGUUACAAAUAUUGACAUGUUGGAGGAGUUUGCUUAUCUGCGGACUCCAGAAGGAGGGAGGAUUCAGCUGGAGCUGCUGCCCAAUCAGGGAAUGCUGAUUAAGAACCCUAGCCCCGCCCUGGGGGUGGAGUUAAAUACCCUUCUGCUACAAGGGGUGCAGACGAUGGACAGACAUCACACGGUGACUCGAGGAAUCACCAAAGGAGUAAAAGAGGAUUUUCGUCUGGCCAUGGAGAGGCAGGUGUCGCGUUGUGGAGAAAACCUGCUUAAUGUGCUCCAUCGCUUCUGCAUUAAUGAGAAAAUAAUCAUCAUCCAGUCUCUUCCUUGACACCUGGCCUGGGGCUUUUCACCCUUUUACUGGCACAGUUGUAAGGCAGUUGGACAGACUUUUUUGACUUCAAGUACUGAACACUUUUCACAACAUUUAUGAUGAGAGAACGACUUUAACAUCCAUCAUCAAACACUUAAGAAAAGGAAUCUGUUUGCCUUAAAAGUGGACCUUUUAGACUCUCUUUUCAGAGAGCUUGGAACAACCCUGGAUGUGCAGCACUGCUGUCAUUUUCACUGUAUAUGUGUGGCUUUUUUCCUUAUGACAACGAUGUUGUUACAGUUGUGUGCUUACGCACAACAAUUUGUAUUGUGAUGUUUAGUGGGACCCAGUAUUGACAAAAGGACAAAAUACACUUUUUAGACUGUUUGCAGAAAAAAAGAUGGUGUGUUUCCAUUUAAUUUCACCUGAAGGGUUAAAUGGUUGACAUUUUAUAUCAUGAAAGAAUAUAAUUGCCAUCCACUCGUACAAAGAAAGUAGAAAUCAGUUGCUCUGGCUCAAAAAGGUUAUCUCAUGCUAAAGAAGCAGACAAGAAAAUCUACAUAUUUUAAAAGUC